AUGGAAAACAGAGAAAUUCGUGUUUUGAUGAAAUAUGAGUUCCACCGUGGAGCCACAACACGGCAGGCAGUCGACAAUAUCAACAGUGUGUUCCCUACCCAAGUCGCUACGAACGCGACAGUAGCUCGUUGGUUCAAAAGAUUUCGUUCUGGAAAUUUUGACCUGUCCAAUGAACCGCGUGGUCGACCUGAAACUCAGGUGGAUAAUGAUGUCCUGAAAGCCACCGUGGAAGCGGAUCCCAGCCAAAGUGCACGUGAAUUAGCACUGACUUUCGGUGUAUCGAAGAAAACAAUCCUGACUCACUUGGCGCAAAUCGGCAAGGUGAAAAAGCUGGACAAGUGGGUGCCGCACGAAUUAAACGAUGCACAAAAGCAACGGCGACUUGAAGCAUGCCUUUCUCUUUUGUCUCGCAACAAAACCGAACCAUUUCUCCAUCGAAUUGUUACCUGCAAUGAAAAAUGGAUCAUGUACGACAAUCGCAAGCGUCCAUCACAGUGGUUGGACCGAGAUAAACCACCAAAACAUUGCUCCAAACACUGCAUCCACCAGAAGAAGCUGAUGGUGACUGUUUGGUGGUCUGGCUCAGGUGUCAUCCACUAUAGCUUCAUGGAACCUGGCAGAUCGAUCGUGGCGGAUGUCUACUGCAACCAACUAGACGAUAUGAUGCAAAAUCUUGCGAUUAAACAGCCGAGAUUGGUCAAUCGAUCAGCUCCCAUCCUCUUGCACGACAACGCUCGACCUCACACCGCACGAACGACCGUGGCAAAGCUACAGCAGUUGGAGUUAGAGACUCUCCGUCACCCACCAUAUUCGCCAGACCUUGCACCCACUGACUACCACUUCUUUCGAAAUUUGGACAACUUCUUGUUGGGAAAAAAAUUCAAUUCCGCAGAGGCUGUGAAAACGGCCUUCCAACAGUUCAUCGACUCCCGUGAGCCAGGCUUCUACAGCAAAGGGAUAAAUGAGCUACCGUUGAAAUGGCAAAAGUGUGUCGAUAACCUGGGUGCAUACUUUGAUUAA
Messenger RNA from Camponotus floridanus (Florida carpenter ant), 1020 nucleotides. Its product is annotated as histone-lysine N-methyltransferase SETMAR-like. Gene Ontology annotation, molecular function: nucleic acid binding. NCBI's taxonomy places the organism in Eukaryota, Metazoa, Arthropoda, Insecta, Hymenoptera, Formicidae. The transcript has a single exon. The record is from RefSeq and is a predicted model, not a curated record. The coding region runs from base 1 to 1020 and encodes 339 amino acids.